Molecule: messenger RNA, 2446 nt
Organism: Microbotryum saponariae
Lineage: Eukaryota; Fungi; Basidiomycota; Microbotryomycetes; Microbotryales; Microbotryaceae
Source: the annotation of a GenBank genome assembly
AUGUGCUGCUCUACGGCAGCGUGGAAGCGUGAAGUUGUCCCGGAUCACAAGGUGUGUGUCUCGGCUGUCUCUUCGUCGAGGCGUCGGCGUCGCUGUCUCACCUCGGUCCUUCACGUUCCCACGCCACGAACGGGCGCGAGUUCGCGGAAAUGGUUCGGGGUACUGCGCCCCUUCAUGGUGCUCGUCAUGCUUCCAGACGACGAUUCGGGUGUAUUGCGUGCUUAGUUCGCUCAGUGACGCGCUCGGUGUAGCGUGUCGAGCUUUGCUUUCAUUGCAACGCAACUACGCGUCGUCGUCGCUCAACGUCCGCGCGUAGUCGCGCCAAGGGCACGAAACGCUGAGCGCCCGUCGUCGAAUCCUUCGCAGUUCGAUUUCAUCGACGUCCACGAGUUCCAUUCCAAGAGCUGCACGACGCGAUUACAGUGAGUCUUGUUGAUCCACUCCCUAAUCUCGGUUGCCGAGCUCAUCUCUGUGAGCCGCAACGAACUGACGCAACCGCCUCCGUUGCUCCUUUGUGAUUUCCACUUCGCCGGUACGAUCACCACUUGGCAGAUAUGGCUGGCUCUGGCUGUUAUUUAUCAAAUCAAUUGCGGUAUACGUAGCCGAUAUCUACACUGCCAUCGCUUUGCUUGCUUCGGGCAGGUGGUCGGGCUCGAUCCUGCAGUCCGAAGCCGCCGCAUCAUCGUCCAAGGGGUCAUCGGUGCUCGAGGUCCCAUUCAACAUCGGAAAGUACGUUCGGCCCGUGCGUGGGUAAUCCUGAUUCUUCAACCAAGGCUGAUCUCAAUUGCGACUGGUCUGGGACUCGACCACUCAGGUGGAUUUUCACGGGCUGUAUCAUAUUCUCGUUCCUGCUAUUGGCCUGGGAAGCGCGCAAAUCGAGGGCCAUCAUCAAAAGUAGGGACAUCAGGUACGUCGAGCGCGCGAGGGAGGUUUGAGCUUUUGGGACUUCGCCAAGCUGAAAGUUGCUCCUCUUCAUCGACACCGGUCGCAGCUACGCCUUCACCAACGUUAUGAGUCAGAGUUGGUACGCUCUGAGAAGCUACGAUCACUUCUGCUUUUUCUGUCAAAUCGACAACUCGAAGAAGAAGAAGGACGAGUUCGCCUUUUUCGUCUUCUUCACUUUCAAAGGUAAGACUGAAGCUGUCUCUGCGCAGUGCGGCACGUUUUAUUGACAGUGCUCGGGGGCGUUUUCGCAGGGUGGAAGCGACUGAUUCUUGCAGACGGCCCGCGUCAGGUCAUCAACGGCAUCACACUCUACUCCUUCGGCAAGUCCGAAAAAUGGACGACGGAUCUUUCCGUUUACUUUGGCGGCGGUUUCCUCAAAACGGGCAUCAUCAUCACCAUGCUCUUCACCGUCAUCAUCUUUGUUGGAUCGGCGGUGUUGCUCUUGAUUGCAGCGAUCAUGUAUGUGCCGCUGCUGUGCUACAUCCAGGGCAACCUAAAAGAAUACUGCUGCCACAAGGUCGACAAACGGUACUUUGGCACAUUUGCAAGCCCCGAGCAUUCAGGCCACGCAUGACUGACACACAAGACCUACGUGCCUACAGAAUUGCCGAGCUGAUGAAGCGCAAGAACCGAAAACGCCUAGCCAAAGAAGCCGAGAUUGCUCGGAAGGAAGCCCGAGGCGAUUUUUCCCAUCUUAAGGUGCGUUCGACGAUCUUCGCUCUGCGUCAGAUGAUCCAUUCGCUGACGCUAUGGUAGUUUUCCCACGCAGGAUAAGAAAACCGGCAAACUGGUCGCAGCGCCCCUGCCUCAGCCGACGUUGCCGAAAGUAGGCUUGCGGGACAACGAUUUGUACGCACCAUCAUAUUCCAACAGUGAGGUUAGCUCGGCGGUUGGCAAUUACCGCUACCCGCCACCCAGCAACAUCUCAAGCCAUAGCGGGGCGGGAGGAUACUUCGAUGAUCUUCGUUACGAUCGAAAUCAGCCGUUGCCCAAAUCCAAAUUUAAUAAUUACGCGCCUUCCGAGACGGACUCCUUUGACUUCCAGGCUCCCUCGGGGUUGUACAGUCACAGCGUGAGUUCGAUGGAAGCGUUCGCGCAGCGCGGGGAGGGAAUGGGGUACGAUUCAAACCAAAGUCGAGGCCACAUGGGUGGGGAAGAGAUGUCUCGCGCGCCAUCCUACCGGAGUCGCCAAGAAGAAGAAGAGGGCAAGGCCGCAGUACAAUCACACCAAUUCUACGCAAACUACUACCAGCCUCCGGCGAUGCCUUCUCAACAACAUGGGAGCCCGAGACCACACUUCCUGGAAGACGGCGUAGGCAACUCGGAGGUCAUGUUCGAUGGUCGGGCCCUCGGCCGGGGGAAUAGUACAAGGUCGGACGCGCGUUCGGAAUACGUUGUUCCCUCGCGACAGAACCUUUACGAUCGGACGGCGGCACGGUAUCCUUCAGACGACGACUCCGUGAUUUUGACGUACGCUGCUUCACCACGUGAAAUCAGAUGA